GGAGGGACCCACCGGGAGACUGAUUCUUUAAACAAACUUUCCAAGUGGACUGCCUGCUUCCCUUCGCACUGCUGUGUUGGACCCAGACAAAAGGAGUUUGAGGGACUUCCAGAUAUUUUUCUACCUGAAGCCAAGGCCCAGACCCAACCGCCACCAUGUCGAGCAAGCGUGCCAAGGGAAAGACCACCAAGAAGCGUCCUCAGAGGGCCACCUCCAACGUCUUCGCCAUGUUCGACCAGUCUCAGAUCCAGGAGUUCAAGGAGGCGUUCAACAUGAUCGACCAGAACAGAGACGGUUUCAUCGACAAGGAGGAUCUGCACGACAUGCUGGCCUCUCUGGGUAAGAACCCCUCUGAUGAAUACCUCGAGGGGAUGAUGAGCGAAGCACCAGGGCCCAUCAACUUCACCAUGUUCCUCACCAUGUUUGGAGAGAGGCUCAACGGGACGGACCCCGAAGACGUCAUUCGCAACGCCUUCGCCUGCUUCGAUGAAGAGGGAUCUGGUGUGAUCCACGAGGACCAUCUGAGGGAGCUGCUGACCACCAUGGGCGAUCGCUUCACAGACGAAGAGGUGGACGAGCUGUUCCGCGAGGCGCCCAUUGACCAGAAGGGCAACUUCAACUACGCAGAGUUCACACGCAUCCUCAAACACGGCGCCAAAGACAAGGAUGACGAGUAGUGGGAGACACCGACUUCCUUUGGACCCCCGCACACAUACAGCACCUCAUAUCAACGCUUAGCUCUUACCUUUGCGGACCUUGUAGGUUUUAUGAAACUGAAAGACACAUUAUCAGUCUUUUUUUUUUAAAGUGCAGAAGUGGCCAUUGUGUUGAAGUUAUUUAGAUGUACAUGUUCAUUAAAGGUAUGAGCUUUGGAUUAAUCUCGGAACCACAGAAAUAUUUUGCUAUAUCAAUGACCGUUACCAUGAAGAGAGGUGUAUUUGCAUCUCAUAGCUACAAGUCUCCUGCGUCUUCACAGACUGCUGGUUGGACGUUUGAGACGCAUCAAAUCGUGUGCGUGCGUGUGUGUGUGUGGACUGUAAGACUCAGUGCCACGAACACCAGCAAUGUUUACCUCUAAACUGCCAAUUAGCUACCACACCUGCACUAGCACUGCAACAAGCCUCGAUAUCUGUAAUAUUUGUAUCCCUGCAUUAGAAAUGGAUAAAAAGAAAUCUGAUCAU
Molecule: messenger RNA, 1181 nt
Organism: Anoplopoma fimbria (sablefish)
Lineage: Eukaryota; Metazoa; Chordata; Actinopteri; Perciformes; Anoplopomatidae
Gene: myl9b
Product: myosin, light chain 9b, regulatory
Exons: 4
Coding region: 156-677 (173 amino acids)
Biological process (GO): platelet aggregation; myofibril assembly
Cellular component (GO): myofibril; cytoplasm; stress fiber
Molecular function (GO): calcium ion binding
Source: RefSeq, a predicted model, not a curated record